This is a messenger RNA of Adineta steineri, 1134 nucleotides long. The record is from the annotation of a GenBank genome assembly. Lineage: Eukaryota; Metazoa; Rotifera; Eurotatoria; Adinetida; Adinetidae.
AUGACUUUAACAUAUCAAUCUGAUCCUUAUUCAGUUGGUCGUGAUCCGAAAUCAUUUAUCAUACGUGAUUUUAAUGGAGAUUCCUAUUUAGAUUUAGCAGUGACUAAUUAUGAUGAUCAUACAUUUAGUAUUUUAUUUGGAAACAAAAAUGGAACAUUUCAAACACAACAAGUUUAUCCAACUGGCAAUGGAACUUAUCCUUGGGGAAUAGCAUCGGCUGAUUUUAAUAAUGAUACAUUUUUAGAUAUAGCUAUAGCAUUGUCAAUAACAAACCAAAUAGCGUUUUUCUUUGGUACCGCAUCAGAUGGUUCCUUUAGCAGAGUACCUCAUAUUGAAGUUACAUGUUGCUGUAUGUUUCAUAAUGUGUAUAAGGAUAAUAAAGUUCGUCUAAUAGAAGCUAAUGAUUUAAAUAAUGAUGGAUUUAUUGAUUUACUUGUUAUUUGCAAGGAUCCUGAAGAAAAUGUAGAUGAAUUCUAUAAUUUAUUAAAUCAAGGUAAUGGAAGUGACUAUCGAUCUACAGUAUUAUAUCGUUAUUUUCCACGUAAUACCGAUUCAUUCGUCUUCGGUGAUUUUAAUAAUAAUGGAAAACAAAAUGAUUUAAGUUUAUGUAGUUUUGUAAAUCAAGUUGUUAUUCUUUAUGAUAUUAAUUCCGACGAUGAAGAUAAUAAAGAACCAAACCUUCUUGAAGUCACAAUUUCUGAAAUUCCACAGUCAAUUAUUCGAGGUCGAUUUAAUGACGAUGAACUCGAUGAUCUUGUAUUAAUUGCUCCUGAAUCUAAUACAUUACAUGUUCUACUUAAUUCUGGAAAUGAAACAUUCUUACGACAGAUCUAUCAUAUAAAUAAUUAUUCAGUAUCUAUUACUCAAAUCAAUUUUAAUAAUGAUUCAAUUGAUGAUUUGGCUAUUUUAACUCGUAAUCAGACUAUCAACAUAUAUCGUGGAUCAAAACUUGGAAUAUUUUUUCAAGAGAAUAUUAUUUCAUUUCAACUUCUUCUCAAUCAUACUGGUACAUGUUUUCAAUCACUUAAAGCAGCUGAUCUAAAUCAAGAUGGUAAAGAUGAUUUACUUCUUAUUGAUCCAGAUACACAAACUAUUGGAGUUUCAUUAAAUAUAAAUUGUAAUAAUCAUUUCUAA